GGAAGUGUCUUCCUGGUCCUGAGGCCUCCACACUGAUCAGCAGUGUUCCACUCAGAUGGCGAGUGGACAGCUGUCGAGGGCGGAGGCGUUGGCGUGCUCCGGCUGCUUGCAUGCGUGUCACGUAUUGCUCUACUCUGACACACCACGUCAGCUGUUUGGGAAAAUUCCCAUUAGACAUAUCAUACUGAUGCAGAUGCGCUUUGAUGGUCUGCUAGGUUUCCCCGGAGGGCUGGUUAACCCCGCGGAGGAGACCCUGGAGGCAGGCCUUACCAGGGAGUUGUCGGAGGAGCUGGGCGUGGCUCUUCCUAUAUCGGUGGAAGACCAUGUGGACUCUUGCCAUGCUCCUGCUUCAUCCCCCUCCUCAUCGCCGUCCUCUCGUCUUAUCACUCACUUCUAUGUGAAGAAGAUGGAGGAGGAGCAGAUUAUAGAGGUGGAGAGAGCAGCUACCUCCACAGCUACAGAUCAUGGACAUGAGGUUCUGGGAAUGGUCAGAGUCCCGCUCUAUACCAUGAAACGUGGCGGAGGCCUCGGGCCUUUCUUGUCGCAUUCGUUCAUCGGCAGCGCUCGCACCCAGCUCAUUGACUCUCUGCUGCGCCUCAACCUGGUCGCCCCUGAGGAGUUGCACGAAGCCCUCACCCGCUCUCUGGAGACACACUCGCACACAGCAGAGGAUCUGAAAGCGACCCUUGAGCUGCCAGCGGUGAAGAGAAAACAGCUUUGAAAACCACCCGCACAUGCAACAAAACCGCUUCUCUCGCGAACUUGUAUUUUCAGUUUUGGCUAUCAGCAAUGCUUCACUCACACACUUUAACGCAAACACACACACACACAUACACACACACACAAACACUCAGACUCAAACUGAUUCUGAGCUGGUGACUCAUAAUUGCCUGCUGUGCAUCAAACACUUUGGGGAAACAUUAUCAUGAAUCCUUUUAACAUGAAUGGAAAUAAAACAUUUCAGGGUGAAUGUAA
Limanda limanda (common dab) is the source of this 975-nucleotide messenger RNA. Its product is annotated as U8 snoRNA-decapping enzyme. Gene Ontology annotation, biological process: mRNA catabolic process; sno(s)RNA catabolic process. Gene Ontology annotation, molecular function: snoRNA binding; phosphodiesterase decapping endonuclease activity. The transcript has 5 exons. NCBI's taxonomy places the organism in Eukaryota, Metazoa, Chordata, Actinopteri, Pleuronectiformes, Pleuronectidae. Gene Ontology annotation, cellular component: nucleus. The record is from RefSeq and is a predicted model, not a curated record. Bases 56 to 721 code for a protein of 221 amino acids.